Messenger RNA from Podarcis raffonei (Aeolian wall lizard), 9111 nucleotides. RefSeq names its product zinc finger MIZ-type containing 1 (gene ZMIZ1). Bases 911 to 4147 code for a protein of 1078 amino acids. Gene Ontology annotation, biological process: protein sumoylation; regulation of transcription by RNA polymerase II. NCBI's taxonomy places the organism in Eukaryota, Metazoa, Chordata, Lepidosauria, Squamata, Lacertidae. Gene Ontology annotation, molecular function: SUMO ligase activity; zinc ion binding. The record is from RefSeq and is a predicted model, not a curated record. The transcript is spliced from 26 exons.
GCAGGGAGAAAAAGCUUCCUUCGAGGAGAGACAGCUCCCUUUCAGAUAGGAAUCUGGGACAGAUUUUGCCAACAGCCAGAAGCAGGGCCCUUUGGUAAUAAAAUAGCCAAUGUAAUUUGACACUUCAACUUGCUCUGCUCUCUGCUAGUUGAUUCACUUAUUCUCCCACUAACACUGAGCUCCUUUUCACUGUCUGUGAGAGGUUUUUUUAAAUUUAGAUUAUAUAUAUAGACAUAUAUUAAAGGCAAGAAAUAAGAGAUUUUUUAAAAGUAAAAUUUUAAAAGCCACCUGAACCAGACCUGCAGCAGAUCCACUGGAAAGAGGGAAUAUUUUGCUUUGCCUGCUUUCUUCCGUAUGAUUUUUUUCCUCCUUCUUGCAAGCCUUGUUCAUUCCCCCAGUCUGUAGGAAAAACCUUGUGCAUUGUGGAUUCAGGCAUCGCUUCCAGCUCCCUUCCACCUUUUCUCCCUGUUUGUUAAGAGCUCCUGUAAGCUAAUUGAUGGUGACCUCUUCAGAGAGUUAAAAGAACAAGCCUGGGGAGUUUGCCAUCAAGUUGCACGUCUUACCACUGGCAUUGAGUGAGAGAUUAAUCAGACCAGCAGUUUUUGUUCCUAAAUGCUGAACCACCUAAAGGAAAUUGGAUCUUGUUAUGUGAAGCUUCAAAGGGCCUAGUCAUUUGCUGCCGCUAGGUAGGAAGUGCUCGUGGAACACUCUGGUGCAUUAAUCCAUCUCCUUGCCUUGCAAAGACAGCAUGAUCAAUGGCACAUCACUGCAUGUCAGCUGUACAACAUGACAGUAGCCACAAAUGUGUGAGGCUAGAUGAAACCCCAGGGAUUCUUAUGGUCACAGCCCCUGCGGAAAGCUUGAGGGAUUUUAAUGGCUUUCAGGUAGAAUCCAAGUGGAGACAAUCAAAAUGAAUUCUAUGGACAGGCACAUACAGCAGACCAACGAUCGGCUGCAGUGCAUAAAACAGCACUUACAGAAUCCUGCCAACUUCCACAAUGCAGCUACAGAACUCCUGGAUUGGUGUGGCGAUCCGAGAGCGUUCCAGAGGCCCUUUGAACAGAGUCUGAUGGGCUGUUUGACGGUUGUUAGCAGAGUGGCAGCACAGCAGGGCUUUGACCUGGACCUUGGAUACAGGCUGCUGGCCGUUUGUGCAGCCAACAGAGACAAGUUCACGCCAAAAUCAGCUGCGCUGCUCUCGUCGUGGUGUGAGGAGCUGGGACGACUCUUGCUGCUGCGUCACCAGAAAAGUCGGCAAAACGACCCUCCUGGGAAGCUCCCCAUGCAGCCGCCCAUGAGCUCCAUGAAACCCUCCCUUUCACACAGGUGCAUAUGUGACGGCUGCCAUCUUGACAGACCCCAGAGAUUGAAACGGGGACCUCCAGAGCUGAAAGCUGAUGGGACUUUCCCGUAUGAUUCUGUUCCUUGGCAGCAAAACACCAACCAACCACCAGGCUCCCUUUCAGUGGUCACUACAGUAUGGGGUGUGACUAACACCUCCCAGAGCCAGGUGCUGGGAAAUCCUAUGGCAAAUGCUAACAAUCCUAUGAACCCAGGAGGAAAUCCCAUGGCUUCUGGGAUGACUACCAGCAAUCCUGGCAUGAAUUCACCUCAGUUUGCUGGGCAACAACAGCAGUUCUCGGCCAAGGCAGGCUCCAAUCAGCCGUACAUACAACCGGGCAUGUAUGGGCGGCCCAACUACCCAGGGAGUGGAGGCUUUGGGGGAAGCUACCCAGGAGGCCCUAAUAAUCCUGCAGGAAUGGGGAUCCCACCCCACACCAGGCCGCCUGCUGAUUUCACUCAACCAGCUGCUGCCGCCGCCGCCGCUGCAGUUGCAGCAGCGGCAGCUACAGCCACAGCUACUGCCACAGCAACAGUUGCUGCCCUUCAGGAAACACAGAACAAGGAAAUGAAUCAGUAUGGACCGGUUUGUUCCUCUUUCCAGAUGGGUCCAACUCAGGCUUACAACAGCCAGUUCAUGAACCAGCCUGGCCCCCGUGGCCCGGCUUCCAUGCCAGGCAGCAUGAACCCUGCCAGUAUGGGAGCGGGCAUGACGCCUUCCAGUAUGAGUGGGCCACCUAUGGGCAUGAACCAGCCCAGGCCGCCUGGAAUGAAUCCUUUCAACCACGGGCAAAGGAUGCCACAGCAAGCCUACCCUGGCCCGCGUCCCCAGUCUUUGCCUAUGCAGGCCAUGAAGAGACCGUAUCCAGGAGAGCCAAACUAUGGAAACCAGCAGUAUGGACCAAAUAGCCAGUUUCCAUCCCAGCCUGGUCAGUACCCAGCUCCCAACCCUCCCAGACCCCUGACAUCUCCCAACUACCCUGGACAAAGGAUGCCAAACCAGCAAAACACAGGGCAAUAUCCUCCUCCAACGGUCAACAUGGGACAGUAUUACAAGCCAUCAAGGCCUGUUCCUGUGGCGAAUUACCCUCACUCACCUGUUCCAGGAAACCCCACGCCACCUAUGACUCCAGGGAGCAAUAUUCCUCCAUACCUGUCCCCUAAUCAAGAUGUCAAACCGCCAUUCCCACCUGACAUUAAACCAAAUAUCAAUGCUUUACCACCACCUCCAAAUGCUAAAGGGAAAGUUCACGCUUUCUCUCCCUCUUCGAUCCCAGCCAACCAUAACGAUGAACUGCGCUUGACGUUCCCUGUGAGAGACGGGGUCGUAUUAGAGCCCUUCCGGCUGGAACACAAUUUGGCGGUCAGCAACCAUGUCUUUCACCUACGGCCCACGGUGCAUCAGACGCUAAUGUGGAGGUCAGACUUGGAGUUACAGUUCAAGUGCUAUCACCAUGAAGACAGACAGAUGAACACCAACUGGCCAGCAUCAGUCCAGGUCAGCGUCAAUGCAACUCCGCUUACCAUUGAACGUGGCGACAACAAGACAUCGCAUAAACCGCUGCAUCUAAAGCACGUCUGUCAGCCAGGAAGAAACACCAUUCAAAUUACCGUCACAGCAUGCUGUUGUUCACAUUUGUUCGUAUUGCAGUUAGUACACCGGCCAUCAGUGCGCUCUGUACUUCAGGGCUUACUAAAGAAACGCCUCCUUCCAGCCGAGCACUGUAUCACUAAAAUCAAGAGGAAUUUUAGCAGCGUGGCAGCCUCCUCUGGCAAUGCAACUCUUAACGGUGAGGACGGAGUGGAGCAGACAGCUAUCAAAGUGUCCCUGAAGUGUCCGAUCACAUUCCGGCGGAUCCAGCUUCCGGCAAGAGGCCACGACUGCAAACAUGUACAGUGCUUUGAUCUGGAAUCCUACUUGCAGCUGAACUGUGAACGAGGGACGUGGAGGUGUCCUGUAUGCAAUAAAACAGCUCUGCUGGAGGGCCUGGAGGUUGACCAGUAUAUGUGGGGCAUUUUGAACGCUAUACAAAACUCAGAGUUUGAGGAAGUCACAAUUGACCCAACGUGCAGCUGGAGGCCUGUCCCAAUCAAGUCAGACAUUCACAUCAAAGAUGAUCCAGACGGCAUGCCUUCCAAGAGGUUUAAAACCAUGAGUCCCAGCCAGAUGAUCAUGCCUAAUGUGAUGGAGAUGAUUGCAGCUUUGGGUCCAGGCCCAUCACCUUACCCCUCAAUCCCACCUCCACCCGGCGGCAACAAUUCCAAUGAAUACAGUAACCAAGGUAACAGUUACCAAGGUCACAGCAAUUUUGAUUUUCCACACGGGAAUCCUGGUGGAACUUCUAUGAAUGACUUCAUGCAUGGGCCUCCUCAGUUGUCACACCCUCCAGACAUGCCCAGUAACAUGGCAGCUCUGGACAAACCUCUAAGUCACCCCAUGCAGGACCCUAUCCCUCAUCCCGGCAGCACUGAUCAGUCCCAUAGUUCCAUGCAGCAAGGUUUGCACGUACCUCAUCCCAGCAGCCAGUCAGGGCAGCCAUUACAUCACAGCGGUCCUCCUACCCAGCCGUCCCGGCAGCCGCCACAGGCCGCUCCUAGCAACCAUCCACACAAUGACCUGGCCUUUAACCCCUCCUCAGCCUUAGAAGGUCAGGCUGGUGGGCAGGGGACAUCUGAUAUGCCGGAGCCUUCGCUGGAUCUGCUUCCAGAACUCACGAAUCCAGAUGAGCUACUUUCAUACUUGGAUCCUCCUGACUUACCAAGCAAUAGCAAUGAUGACCUUCUUUCUCUUUUUGAGAACAACUGAAGCCUUCUGUGUUUUGUCCCCAACACCUCACACUUGUUUGACAAGUCUGUAGCUUCACGGUGAGGAAUCCCAAGCCACCCUUUUUUCACAAGGACAAACUCACAACUUAAGCAAAUGGUGCACACUCCCUACUUAACUUCAUCUCAGAACUGCUUGAGUCAAGCUUCAUCAACUGCGGUGGGGAAAAGCAAGAGGACAAUAAGGUGGUGACCUCACAGACUGCCACUCUACUUCACAGAUCGAUUGUGCAGCUGUGGAAAACCUCACUUGUUAAUUAUGCAGAGAGAUAAAAGAGUUUUGGGAUAUGCCUAGAGAGAAGCAGCCCAGUAGAAACCAGUCUCAGCAAGGGAAGAAAGGCAACAGAACUAUGCUAAGCGACCAGUUUCAGAAAGUCCUUCCAACUUGUGUUCUUCCAUUAAGUUCUCUCUCCCUCCUGCCCUAAUGCUAUAUUGUCUGUUCCACUAUGUUCCUUCCCUCCCUCUCCCAGUACACUUCUGUCGGACACAAUAAGGACAAAACUUAUUUGGCAGCACUUUUAGACUAGCCAAACAAACUCAGAAACAUAAAACAAAUACCAAAAAGCACAAAAAACCAAUAAAGAUGUCACAAGUAGGAUAAAAAUACAAAAUGCAGCCAAGGGAGGCAUCUGUUUCUUAAGACAGUGGUUUCUCCAUUGUGGAAGAGUCCAGUGAAUCUCCAGGGUAUGGCAAGCGUGCUUUUCUAAAUCGUAGCAAUCUUUUUUAUUUUACUAUUCUUAGAGGAAGGGUAGUUACCUUGCUCUGACACAGAUACGUGGACACCUUGUUUUCUUCUGUCCUUCUCUUUCCCUUUCUGUUUUUCUUCUUCUUAAGGGAUUUGGUUUCAGAUUACUGCCUUUUGUGACAAUAAAGCAGCCAGCUAUUAAAAGGGGCAGACCAUAUUCACAUACGAAGUAGAAGAGAAAAACUGUAAACCGCUGAUCCAUCACCAAGAGCUUUCGAUUUUUGUAACCUGCGAAGUUAGAUCACUGCUCAGUUCCUAACAGGAAAAUGUAGCAAAAGUGUGGAGAAAAAGAGCUCUCACUUCAAGAUAUUUGGGGGCGGGGAGAGAGAUAGAGGGGAAAACUGUUCACAAUUGUUUGGAAUUGAAGGAGACGUUUGCAAUAAGAGUCACCUUAUCUCUCUCCCCAUCCUCCGAUGGUUUGCUUUACAUUUUCCAAAUUGUGUAAUGUGGCUCUGCCUUUUUGUUUCUCUUUUUCAGUUUUAUUGUAUCAUUUAGCUGCCAGGACCUUUUCCCUCUUCUUUUCAAAAAAUGUAUUUCCAGGGAUAAUGGGCACGGGAACAGUAAGUUCCUUUGGUACCACCGUACAGCAGGCUCUCGUGCCACAAUGCUUCCAUGGUAUUUGUGCUUCUCAUGUGGUUGCUUCCCUCCUGCAUGAGCUUCCAGUCACUUCUGGGCCCAUUUCUGCGUCCUCUCCGUCGUUCUCUCUUUAUAAAUUUUGUAUAGUACCUGUGUGUUAAGACGUGCAUGUGUGCCAACUUUGCCCUUGCGGGCCAACAUUUCAUCUUCUGCCUACUGUGUACAGAAUAUUGCUUUUUUGUGGAUAAUACACCUUGAUUGCUUCGUCCCCUGUUUGGAAUCCAAUCCAAUCGUCCCAUCUUUGAUUUCAGCAGUAGGCUUUCGAUUUUGUGCCAGAUGGAACUCUUGCGUGUUGGUUUCAGUGUGUAAACUCCGCCCACCUUGCCCUCUGCGAAUGGCAUGACCUGUGCAUUCCAUUCUGAAUUUGCUCUCCUCACCAAAGUCAUGCUUGUAAAUUCUUUGAGCAUUUGUUCUUAGCAUCUACCACCACUGCUGUAUUUGCAUCUUGUUAUAUAUAUAUGCUAGUCGACAGCACCUUGCUGUAGAUAUUACAGGAAAUGGCAGUUUUAGUUCUUAUAUUAUUUUCCAGUUAGGAGUGUUGAAUUUGUAAACAUUUUAUGUAGAGAUGUUCCUACAUUUACCUUUCCCCUCCCCACCCUUUUAUUGAGGUUUUUAUUUUGUUCCUUUUUUCAAGAGAAGCGCUGUUCAUUAUGCAAGAUCAAUUAUUUUAAGAAUUGCUGUUGUAAAUACCUUUUGUGAAUAUUUUAGUAUUGUCUUUGAUUAUUAUAUUCAACAUUUUCACAAUCUGGAUAUACAUGUGUUUUUAAAAUACAUAGUCAGGGGGAGCGGGUCUUUUUUCUUUUCUUUUCUUUUCUUUUUGUAAAGGGUUCUUGGACUAAGGGAACAUUGAUUUUUCCUUCUGAUAAAUUAGCCCUAUCAGUUUCUUCAACAAACAUCUGGCCAGUGUCCUCAGCAGCCCAGCAAAGAAAUUGUUAUGAGCUAGGAAGUGUGACUGUCCUAACCUGUAUCACCCUAGACUUCUGCUUUGUAGGCAAAGAAGCUAUUUCUAAGGCUCUCACUUACAUCCCUCUGAAAAGGAUGCUGGCCUAUGCGUAGAAGAGGGGAAAGCAGUACAGAAUAUAGUUUCUUAUCCUGUAUAUACAUAGCAAAGGAUCUUUAUUAUUGGACACCUGGUGCCACAACUAUUAUAUGGUGGCACAGCUGAGAUGGGACACCACUGUGACACUGAAGUCUAGAGCUUCCUUCCAUUAAAAAUGCAUUUUCUUUUGUUUUCAUUUUAGUAGCUUUCCCCCUGCACCAUUUUGCUGCAUCAUUUACAUAAUCAAUGAAAUCAUUUGUAUGAGCAGUUAAGGCUAAUAAUUUGACGCAUUAUUCUUAAUUUUUAAAAAAGCCUCUCACACACAAUCUACGAGCUCUAAACCGAAUGCCACACACUUGUCGUAGCCAUGUAUUGUGGCCCACCAGUAGUGCAAUAGAGCUUCUGGUUCCACUGUUUAUUGAAAAAGCAAAAAUAAAAUAAAAUAGAUAAAUAAAAAUACCUCUGAAUACCAGUUGCUGGAAAUCACAAGUGAGCAGAGUGUUGCCGUCCUCAUGUCCUGCUUGUGCGUUUCCUAUAGGCAUCUGAUUGGCCACUGUGAAAGCAGAAUGAUGGACUAUCAGUAGUCUUCAACCUUUCAGACCCAGGACCUCAAACAUGCAUUUGGGGAUCCAUUUCUUAAUCUUUUGCCAUAUAUUUGCAUGGUGAUAGUGCUCCUGUUGUGACACACCUCAGAUCAGGUGAGACCCACUAGUGAAAGACUAAUAGACUAGUAGACUAGACGAACCUUGGCCCUGCUCCAGCAGAGUUGUUAUGUUCUUAGUCAAGCACCUGGUAGGCCACAAUACGUGGUGGGUGGGUUGCAUUCAGUUUGAUGGAGCACAAGUUGUGUAGACCUAUGUUAAGCCAUAUACUGUGCGUUUGCCUGUUCAGCUUCUAGCACUGAAUUUUAUUUUAUUUUUUAGCAUUGCUCCUCCACUGUUAGGUAUGCAUCUAUCAAAACUAGUUACUUGAAAAUUGAGGGGGGGGUUUCUGUGUAACUGGAAACGGAACCAUUUUAAAGUCAAAAUUGUUUAGCUUUUGCUGAUGGCAAUCAAAAUGCAUCGUUAUAAAAAGGUUCCUGUUGAGGAGGCAUAAGGUGAGACUCACCUGAGACAAACAUAUUUGGUAUAAUAAGGCUUUCUAUCAUUUGAUGAAAUCUUCUCUCUAGUAACAGUUAAAUGCACAUUUUGGCAGCUGUGGAUUUCAUGUACACUGAUUAGUAGAAAGAGACAGACUGACUAUGCACAAGGGCUACCUGAGCUGUGUUUGUGAACGGAUAGAAGCAAAUGCUGAGAUCUAGCCAUGUACUUGCGUAAUAGUUUAUCAAAGGGCAUAUUUAUCAAAGAGGCAGCCUUUGUUAAGUCAACCCAGAAUGCCCCCAACUUACUUUCUCACAUGGCCACAUUAGCAUCUUAUUAAAUUACUGGGACUGUUUAAGGAUAGUCAAAACAAAAAAAGGUUGAUGUUUUUUUCUUAUCUGCUCACUGCCAUCAUGUUAUAAUGUGGAGAAAACCUGUUAAAUAAAUAGCAACCCCAUGCAUGUCUUCUCAGAAACAAGGCCCACCAAGUUGGUAUAGUGUUGUUUAAGAAAUCUGCAAUCCUAUGCACACUUAACUGAGAAAAAACCCUGAUGAAUGCUUCUGAGUAGACAUACAUAGGAUUGUUCUGUAAAUUAGUUGUUUUUGUGUUGAAGGGCAAAAUUAUAUCACCAAAGGUUUUUUUAUUUUAUUUUUAAAAAAUCCUUGUUUCAGGGGCAUUUGCUUUGGGGUUUUGUUUUUUUAAUUGUUUCCCUAUAGACACCCACCUGGAAAAGAACCCACAGAGAUUUAUACUUCUACUGCCAAGACAUUAUUAUUAUUGUUAUUAUUAUUAAUUAUUAUUAGAGGAUUAUGAAAACACACUAAUGUCUGCAGUGGAGACUCCAGGGACAUCUGUACAUAUGUAAAUGGCAAAUAGAGACAUGUUAACAGAAAUGCAUUCAUUUUCCUUGGAAUGUGCAUUGUUUUUAUUUCGCAGGAAAAAAAUAAAGCUUGAAGCUCCAUCUUAUGUGGAAAAUGAAUCCUGUUUGUUAGCGUUUGUGAAGUCUCCACAUUUGUUUCACUUCUUGUAAUAUACUCUGGAUCCUUUGUGAAAAGAAUUUUGUUGCAUUUUUUGUUUUUCCCUUCAUGUAAUAACUAGCUUAAAUGUACUAGUCUUAUCACCUGUGUAUUUUUAGGGUGCUACAAAAAUAAUGAAGAAAAUAAGGGGAUUAAAUAAUAAAAAAGAUUGUAACCAAAUUCAUACUUUGUACAAUUUUUUGAUAUUGUGAUCAGAGGAGAAUUUUAAAAAGUACAAUCGGAAUUAACAUGCAAAAAUGGCCAUUGUCUUUGUUUGUACAUUGUAUGUACAGUACAAUGCAAUCAUUUCAUACUUUAAAACUGGUCAGAAAAAAAUAAUUGUGAUUUUUAGUCUUGAAAAACUGUAUGUAGUUAGAUGAUGUGACAACCUAAUAUUUAUCUAAUAAAUAUGUAUUCAAAUGAAACCUGUA